AUGGUUAAAGUAUUUGUAUUAGGUGCUACUGGUCUCAUUGGUCAAGAAGUAGCUACUCAGCUAAUAAGAAAGGGAUAUGAUGUCUAUGGUUUGGCUAGAACCCCUGAAAAGGCUUCCCAUCUUGCAACUUUAGAAAUUAAGCCAGUGAUUGGAAAUGCUCAAGACCCAAAUACAUGGAAAUCAGUAGCAGAGACAUCAGAUGUCAUCAUCGAGGCACUAGCAGAUUAUACCAAUUUAGAUACAGAGUUGGUAGUUCUCGAUGCAGUGACAGAGAUUGCAAAGAAGAAUCCAAACAUUACUCUAAUCUAUACCAAUGGUCUAUGGAGAUAUGGGUCGAUGGGAGCCAAGCCAAUCUCAGAGGGUGACAGUAUUGACUCGGCACCAGAACUAAUGAAACAACGUAACAAUAAUCAAAAGAGAUAUCAAGAGCUGGGAGGUAUUGUUAUCCUACCACCAACUGUCUAUGGUGGAUCAGGUGCUCAUACAGCUCACUAUUUCAGAUCCAUUGAAAAGGGAGAGAUUGAUAUUUAUGGUGGUCCAGAACAAUUGUCAACCUAUAUCCAUUACAUUGAUAUUGCUUCACUCUAUGUAUUGGCCAUUGAGAAUAGAACGUCUGUUAGAGGUCAAGAGUUUAUUGCAGCUGCCUACACUCACAAAGUGGUCGAUGUCGUCAAGACACUAUCCGAACAAAUAGGCAAGCCCGUCAAGAUCAAUUAUGUCAAACCUACCAACCCUUAUCAAGAGUGUAUUGGACUCAGCCAAAAUGGAUCAAAUCAAAAGGCUAGAUUACUUUUAGGUUGGCAACCAACUCAACCUUCAAUCUAUGACCAAGGUAAAAGAUACUUUGAUUCUUGGAAACAUCUUCCAAUCAAUUCAAAUUAUUUAUAUUAA
Molecule: messenger RNA, 891 nt
Organism: Cavenderia fasciculata
Lineage: Eukaryota; Evosea; Eumycetozoa; Acytosteliales; Cavenderiaceae
Exons: 2
Coding region: 1-891 (296 amino acids)
Source: RefSeq, a predicted model, not a curated record